Molecule: messenger RNA, 1214 nt
Organism: Daphnia carinata
Lineage: Eukaryota; Metazoa; Arthropoda; Branchiopoda; Diplostraca; Daphniidae
Product: 3-hydroxyisobutyrate dehydrogenase, mitochondrial-like
Exons: 6
Coding region: 77-1075 (332 amino acids)
Biological process (GO): L-valine catabolic process
Cellular component (GO): mitochondrion
Molecular function (GO): NAD binding; NADP binding; 3-hydroxyisobutyrate dehydrogenase activity
Source: RefSeq, a predicted model, not a curated record
CACAUGUAUAGGUAGCCUUCAGUAAACAGACUUUUCCACAUACAACACCAUACCUUUCUAAGCAGAAGACGCUAGUAUGGCCGCGCUAAGUAAUGUAACCCGGAAUUCUAAAGUGCUAAUCCAAGUGAUUGGGAAGAGUCGCACAUUUUCCUGUACAGCAGUACAGCAUGGAUCGGGGAAACGCGUGGGCUUUAUUGGGCUUGGAAAUAUGGGCGGACCUAUGGCCUUGAAUUUAUUAAAUAAGGGCAACUCGGUAACUGUGUUUGAUGUUUAUCCUGAAGCUAUGUCAAAAUUGCAAGAUGCAGGUGCGACAAUUGGACAUAGCCCUGCAGAAGUGGCAGAAAAAUCUGAUACAAUUAUAACCAUGUUACCAAACAGUAGUCAUGUACAAGAAGCAUAUGCAGGAGAGAAUGGUGUUUUCCAGACAGCAAAGCCAGGUUCUUUGUUGAUUGAUAGCAGCACUAUAGACCCUAGUGUAUCCAAAGAAAUGGCAAGUCUAGCUGAAAAGAAAGCCAUGACGUUUAUUGAUGCACCAGUUUCUGGAGGAGUGAUGGCUGCCAAAGCAGGAACAUUGACUUUCAUGGUUGGAGGGCCAGAAAAAGAGUUUCCUAAUGCCAAAUCAGUUCUAGUAAAUGUUGGUAAAAAUAUUGUAUAUUGCGGACCAGUAGGAUCUGGACAGGCUGCUAAAAUUUGUAAUAACAUGUUGUUGGCCAUCAACAUGGUUGGAACAGCUGAAGCAAUGAAUCUUGGUGUCAGAUUGGGAUUGGAUCCGAAAUUGCUUAGCAAUAUUAUCAACACAAGUUCAGGUCGUUCGUGGUCUAGUGAAAUAUACAACCCUGUGCCUGGUGUACUACCCAAUGUCCCGGCAUCGAACAACUAUGAAGGAGGAUUUGGAACAGCCCUAAUGAUGAAGGAUCUUGGGCUUGCUCAGAGCUCUGCUACUCGUUCCAACUCCGCCAUACCACUUGGAUCGCUAGCUCAUCAAUUAUACCGGCUAAUGAGUGUACGAGGUUACGCUAAAAAAGAUUUCUCGUCAAUUUACCAGUUCCUUCAAAAAUCAGAAAAUAGUAAUUAGUAAUGAAAGAAACCAGAAAAGGAGAUUGAAUCUAUUAAAGCUUUAAAGUCCCGCACGACCCAUAUAACAUCAUAGGAUUUGAGUCAUAAGUUGGUGAAUUAUUAAAUAAAAUGUAUGUGUAGCCCCGUUCUUAAAAAAA